CAUUUGAAGUUUACCUCAGAAAUUCCCGCUUUGGUAACGUCUCGCGCUUGAGAGAUUUGGCACGCGACUUAAGAAAAGACUGACGUGCAGCAAAACGUCUUUGUAGUCGCUGUGUUUAGUCAGCCCUUUUAGUUCGGUUGGAAGUGGGGGGGGAUUCCAUUUUCCUCCUAACUCAUCACAUUAAGAUUAACACGGGCAUCUUUAAGAGGAUCUCUCUUUGGUCAUUCAUGAACUUGUUGAACACCCAGCCCUCUGCGGGACUACUGACAUCGAGAGUGAAUCUCAAUAGCAGUGCAAAUGCCAAGCUGCAACAGAGGAUGACUGACAGAAGGCAAAGCUGAGACGGCUGUCAGUCAACAUCCAGCCAGAGAGGCGAUUCUUCAGUGUGUUAGAAGCCUUGCUCUCUCUUCAGUCUGACCGUUCACUUUGUCUUCUCUGCCACUGCUUUCCUUAUCUCUGCCGGCACCAUCAACUCUGCCAGCAGCCCUGCCCCUUCCCAACGGACACAAUAAAGACCAGAGGGCUGAGAUAGAAGCAUCAAGUCUCACUCUCAGCCCUGCCAUCUUUAAACUCACCAACAGGAAGCUGGCAUGCUGAUGUACCUCUUUUGGCCCACACUCAGUAAAAGUUGGAUUAUUUUGUAAAAUAGCCCAGAUCUUGCACUCCUUCUCCCUCUAUCUCUAUCGCUCCCUGUUGUGUGCUAUCUCUAGCAUCUUUGAGAGGAAGAGAGCAGACAGAUCCUUUACAUCAUAGUGAAUAGUCUAUUAGAGGGGCGGCCCACAUAAAGGAGGAAGCCAUGCGUUUCCCGUUGCUGUUGACACUGCAGGCAUCAUGGCUGACUGUGUGUCAGACCACGCAACACUAUCCCACAACUUGGGGACACUACGACUUGUGCAAAUCACAGGGAUACACAGACGAGGGCCUGACCUGGUAUUACAUGGCCUGCCAGCCCGAAGCUGCUGACAUGACCAAGUAUCUAAAAGUGACCCUUGACCCACCUAAUAUCACCUGUGGAGACCCACCUGAGACCUACUGCACCCUGGAAAAUCCCUACAUGUGCAACAAUGAGUGUGAUGCAGCCACAGAUGAGCUGGCUCACCCCCCUGAGCUCAUGUUUGAUUUUGAGGGUCGCAACCCCACCACCUUUUGGCAAUCCACCUCCUGGAAGAAAUACCCCAAACCUCUGGCAGUAAAUUUAACCCUAUCUUGGAACAAGACCAUUGAGCUAACCGACGACAUCGUCAUCACCUUUGAGUCAGGCCGACCUGAGCAGAUGGUUCUGGAGAAGUCUCUGGACUAUGGACGUACCUGGCAACCUUACCAGUUCUACGCUACUGACUGCCUUGAUGCUUUCACUAUGGAGCCCAAGACAAUGAGGGACAUUACCCAACACACACUGUUGGACAUUAUCUGCACCGAGGAAUAUUCCAGAGGUUAUGUGUGGAAGAAUGACAAGACUGUACGCUUCGAAAUCAAAGACCGUUUUGCACUAUUUGCUGGGCCCAAGCUGCACAAUAUGGCCUCAUUGUAUGGACAAUUAGACACCACCAAGAACCUAAGAGACUUUUUCACCAUUACUGACCUGCGUAUACGUCUUCUCAGACCUGCCACGGGUGCCACUAUGGUGGAUGAGAACAACCUUUCCAGAUACUUCUACGCCAUCUCUGACAUUAAAGUACAUGGCAGGUGUAAGUGCAACCUUCACGCCAACAGCUGCAUCUUUGACAAAGAGAAACUGGUUUGCGAGUGUGAGCACAACACCACAGGCCCUGACUGCGGACGCUGUAAGAGGAAUUAUCAGGCCAGAGCUUGGAGCACUGGAUCAUAUCUCCCUAUCCCCAAGGGCACAGCAAAUAUCUGUUUGCCAAAUAGCGUUGGUCCAGUUAACUGUGAAUGCUUCAGUCACUCAAAUCGCUGCAGUUACAUCGAGGUGCUAAACACCGUCAUUUGCGUGAGCUGUAAGCACAACACUAGAGGGCAGCACUGCCAGCUGUGCAAGCUUGGAUACUACCGCAAUGCCUCAGCAGAUCUGGAUGAUGAGAAUGUUUGCAUAGACUGUAAUUGUAAUCCCUUUGGCUCAGACUCUGAUCGCUGUAAUGGCACAGGAUAUUGUAAAUGUAAGGAGGGAGCGACAGGGGCUAAGUGCCACGAAUGUCUGCCAGGAUAUUUGUGGGACAAUGGCUGCAAAUCCCGGGUGUGUGACAACGAGCUUCUGCGUUGCCAAAACGGAGGUGUAUGCAUGAACAACAUCCGUUGUCAGUGUCCUCCUUCAUACAGUGGCCUGCUGUGUGAGAAACCCUGGUGUGAGAACGAGCCAGGUGGUUGUGGCGGGUCAGACUCGGGCCAGGCCUUUCACCGCCCCCCUGCGUUGAUGCUGCUAUUGCUGCUGUCUGCCUUGGGUCCUGUAUUCCUUGUAGAGAUCUGCUGGAUGGCAGUCCUUUGAGAGGCGGAUAUCCAAAUAUCCAGCUUCUUCUGUAUAAGCAGCGCACCAGACCCACAACACUCGGCCGGCCAUGUGGAAUGUGCCCAAAUAUCAUAGCAAAAUUUGAGAGAAUGACAGACGAAAUACAAUAAAUAAAUAUGUCAAUAAAAAUAGUAUUUAUAAAAUUUAUUACAUGUUAAAGUCUAAAAGUAAAAAAAAUUAAGUUAUUUAUACAAUUUACCUGAGCAUACGCUUCAUGAAGCAAAUGAGAGGAAGUAGAGAUGUGAACUUAGCCAUAAUAGAUACUCACUCCCCUAAAGAGCGACAGGGAGCAAAGCGGACAGAUUCAUCACUUUCCUCCUUGUAUCGCCACUGCAACGGGAGCUGCGUUCUGCCAGCGGCAUGUACAAGUAAAGCCAGCUGCUGCCCCUCACCUGAGCCGUUCUGGGUAUCAUGUUGUCAAGACUGCUUUCGGCUAUUUCGAAAAGGAGCAAUGGGGAAACUGUCUGGAUUGUGUUAACUGGCAAUUCCGAAAAAAUUAAAACAACAUAAAAAUAAAGAUAGCAGUAAUAAUGCUGAGAAAGACUCAUAACAAGAAACAUAAGCAUUCUUUGCUGUCAGUGCAUUGUGGAUAUAAGGAAAUAUAUUCAGACAGUCACAUUUGACCUGCUUUCAAAUUGAGAUUGUCCCACCAACACCCACCCCACCUCGAACCCAACCAAGGAAAAAAAAACAUUAGAGUGUCCUUUGUGUCAAGAGCCCUGUCUCUCUUCCACUCUGUGCUUUUGUAAAUGUUAUUCUGUAACCCUUGUUGGUUGAAUUAUAUUCUUUUAUAAUUUUAGAUUUUUUUUUCUUCUUUUUAGUCUGUGUGAUGUUAGUCACACUCAUGUGGUACACCCCCACACCCCCAAUUCCCGUACCCCCAAAAAUAUUAUAAAAAAAAACCCAUAAUGUUUAAAAUGUGAUGAACUGUGUGCUGAGGCCACGUUCAAAAAUGUAUGUUUCACCCAAACAGAUGAAGUGCUUAGACAGUCAUCAGUGUAUUUAAUUUUUGUAUUAAUACAGAAGUUAUUUUCUUGACAGAGUAAAAAUAAUGUAGAACAUAUACUUUUUUGUAUUAUUGCUGAAAUGUGUUUAAAGGCAACAUUUUAGUGCAUUCAAUCAAGGUGCAAAACUGACAUAAAUAUUUAGUUAUGUUCAUCUGAAGCUUUAUUUCCUUUUUUUGUCUUUUUCAUUUUUCAUUGAGUUGGAUUGUAAAGUUUUCCUAAAGUAUACUGGCAACAUGCUGGCAUCAAAGAAUAUCAGUUUACAUACAGUCUAUAUACUGAAGUGUAA
Xyrauchen texanus (razorback sucker) is the source of this 3757-nucleotide messenger RNA. RefSeq names its product netrin g1a (gene ntng1a). The transcript has 8 exons. NCBI's taxonomy places the organism in Eukaryota, Metazoa, Chordata, Actinopteri, Cypriniformes, Catostomidae. The record is from RefSeq and is a predicted model, not a curated record. Gene Ontology annotation, molecular function: cell-cell adhesion mediator activity. Bases 797 to 2443 code for a protein of 548 amino acids.